AUGGCCCCUAAAUUCGACCCGAAUGAAGUGAAGAUCAUCUACCUGCGGGCGACGGGUGGUGAGGUCGGUGCGUCGUCGGCACUUGCGCCAAAAAUCGGCCCUCUUGGUUUGUCACCCAAGAAGGUCGGAGAAGAUAUCGCAAAGGCGACGACCGCAUGGAAGGGCCUGCGCGUUACCGUGCAGCUCACCAUCCAAAACCGUCAGGCGGCCGUCUCCGUCGUUCCCUCCGCCUCCUCCCUUGUGAUCAAGGCUCUCAAGGAGCCCCCCCGUGACCGCAAGAAGGAGAAGAACAUCAAGCACUCCGGCAACAUCGCGCUCGACGAGAUCUGGGAGAUUGCACGGACAAUGCGCUCCAAGUCGCUCGCGAAGGAGCUCUCUGGUGUCGCGAAGGAGAUUCUUGGCACCGCACAGUCGGUCGGCUGCACCGUUGACGGAAAACCCCCGCACGAUAUCAUCGACGCCAUCAACGAGGGCGAGAUUGAGGUUCCCGACGAGUAA
Messenger RNA from Peniophora sp. CBMAI 1063, 498 nucleotides. Lineage: Eukaryota; Fungi; Basidiomycota; Agaricomycetes; Russulales; Peniophoraceae. The record is from the annotation of a GenBank genome assembly.